Molecule: messenger RNA, 1707 nt
Organism: Cavenderia fasciculata
Lineage: Eukaryota; Evosea; Eumycetozoa; Acytosteliales; Cavenderiaceae
Exons: 2
Coding region: 1-1707 (568 amino acids)
Source: RefSeq, a predicted model, not a curated record
AUGUCUCUUUUAAGGUUAUCAAAUCUAUUACUGCUACAUAUCAUAUCACAGAUAGAUGAUAAUAUAGAUACAAUAUGUUUAUUGUUAACUUGUAAACAGUUGUAUCGUAAUGGUAGUGUUAGAAGAUCGACGACGUUUAAAGGCAUAGAAGCGAUCACUGACAAGGGUCAGAUAUCAAAACAGUUUCAAGCGACAGCUACUCGUUUCAAACUCAACACAUUUAAAGAUAUCUUGGAGAAUAGUAUAUCUGAUCAAUAUGUUAUAUUGGAGGAAUUCAACGACUAUCCUCAAUGGAUACAACAACGUAUCACUAAAUACAGAGCUGACACGAGUAACAUUACAACUUUUUUGAUGACCUAUUACGUUCCAUCGUCACUACAGAUACUCUACAACGACGUUCCAUCAAUCGAGACACUAUUCAUCAACAACACACAUAUAGUUGUCGAUCUUGGUUCCAUUUCACUCUUGCCUCGUCUCGAACGUCUUUCGGUUCAUAGCGUAAAAGAGGUGAAGCUUGGUCAACACACAACACUCAAGUCGAUGAAACUAAAAGUUGAUACACGAUGCACUCUCUAUGACUUGGGACUCACCAGAUUCGUAUCGCUGACCGAUCUAAGUUUCAAGAAUCAGUUUGUGUCUAGUAUGGGACCAGGUCUAUUGCCAAUCAGUUUGACGUCACUCACUCUCAAAUUGAACAAGACACCUCCACGAGAUACAUUCCAUUCAUUAAAGUCGCUCGUCAAACUCAAGAUCACCUUGGAAAAUGUACCAAAGGGAGAGGUAGAGGAGGAACAACAGGCAAUCAUCGAUCUCGAACAUCUACCCAACCUCGAGACAUUCAAGCUCACUGACAACAAAUCGUACAAAAAAGGCAAAAAGUACAGCAUCGAGAUGAUUGUCCCUCCUUCCAUCAAGAUUCUUACAAUCUGGUCCGAUUGGGCACAAGUCCCAUCACAAUGUGUCAUGCCAUUGUUGGAGACGAUAGAUGUCUAUAAAGCUUCAGUCUCACUUCCUCGCGGUUUGGAAAAGCUUACCUAUUGGAGUCUUGACCCUUCAUGUCAUUUGAUGACGUUUCCAUCCAACUAUCCACCCAACCUUGAAACAAUCGACCUCCUUGAUAUCGAAUCGAACGAGCUUGUUAUUGACAAUAUACCACCACCUGUCACCAACCUAUCAAUACCCUUGAAAAGAAGUGGUAAGCUAUGGUCUGAUUAUUCAAUCACCUCCAAGUUAACCAAAGCCAUCGUCUCGCAACAACAACAAUGGCUACCACUCAAUACCACACAUCUAACAUGCAAACUAUGGGUUGUCUCCCCAAAAUUUGUUUUUAGAUUAGAUGAAGUGAUCAACCAUACCAAUGUUAGAGAUUUAUCUAUCAUUAUUGACGAUUUUUCUCACGUACCUUUCCCCACCUAUCAAUUUUCAAUUCAAAGAUUGGACAAGGACAAUAAUAAUGUAUUGGUAUUGGAGAAACUGACAAUGACAGGUGGAAUCAUCACUCAACGAAGAAUAUCAAAAAAUCAACAACAACAACAACAACAAGAUCAGCAGACACAAUAUCACCCCAUCUAUUUACAUUUUGAUCUUGGUGUUGUAACUACAACAACAAGUUAUAUUGAAUUUGGAUUGGAUGGAAAUUUAUGUGUAAAGUCUGCAACUGGAACUAUUAUUGGUUGUAUGGAUACUCAACACUAUUCAAUUAAAUGA